Molecule: messenger RNA, 516 nt
Organism: Penicillium pulvis
Lineage: Eukaryota; Fungi; Ascomycota; Eurotiomycetes; Eurotiales; Aspergillaceae
Exons: 1
Coding region: 1-516 (171 amino acids)
Source: RefSeq, a predicted model, not a curated record
AUGCCUUCUCCACCGCAGACCCCCGAUGUUGACGAGAUGCCUCAAAUCCCUCGCUCGACUUCUCCCUUUGACGUGAGUGGCUUCACCUACGUGCCUCGGCCAACCGACACCGAUGGCCUGCUGCAUUUUCAACCGAGUGACGCCUAUGCUAGUCUGAUCGGCGAGAUCAACGCCAUUGAAUUCGACGAUAGCCAGAGACAUUUGCUUCGGACAAUCAAUCGACUGUAUGGGCUCCAUGCCGCAGGCCGAGCUUGCUAUGUGAUUGACGCCCAGCUGGAGCGUCACUGUCCAGACCAUCUCCUGGAAAGAGCUGCCGCUCUUCGCAUCCUUUCGAUGGAUGAGAAUCUGACCGUGGAAUCGGACACCCGUAUCCGAGGCCUUUUGGACAUGUGCGCUUUUCUUUACUUUGCUCCACUCAUCAAACAUGAUCUCGAUCAGCUCCCGGAUAGCCCGCAGAAAGGUCUUUUGCAGCAUCUACACUUUGAGAUUUGUCCUGGGGGCCACAUGAAGCAGUGA